Messenger RNA from Tricharina praecox, 581 nucleotides. RefSeq names its product Ctr copper transporter family-domain-containing protein. The transcript is spliced from 3 exons. Gene Ontology annotation, molecular function: copper ion transmembrane transporter activity. The coding region runs from base 93 to 581 and encodes 162 amino acids. NCBI's taxonomy places the organism in Eukaryota, Fungi, Ascomycota, Pezizomycetes, Pezizales, Pyronemataceae. Gene Ontology annotation, biological process: copper ion transmembrane transport. The record is from RefSeq and is a predicted model, not a curated record. Gene Ontology annotation, cellular component: membrane.
CCGCGCGUCGCCUUAUCCUGGGGAUAGUUAAGAGGUCCGUAUCCCAACUCGCCUUCGACCGCACGCAAAACGACAGACGACAGACGACAGAAAUGGACCACUCCCAACACCACCACGCCGCCAGCGCCGCAGGAAUGGACGACGAAAUGAUGUCCAUGCCCAACACUGGACACCGCUGCCAGAUGUCCAUGCUGUUCACAUGGAACACGCAAGACCUGUGCCUGGUCUUCCGGUGGUGGCACGUCUCCGGGCCGCUGUCGCUCGUCCUCUCGCUCCUCGCCGUAGUCGCGCUCGGCAUGGGCUACGAGUACCUGCGCCUCGCCAGCCGACGGUACGAAGCGCGGUGCGCGGGAUUAUCCAUCUCGACCGCUGCCACCACCACCACGCGCCGCGGGAACCCGCGCGGACACGUAACGAAGGCGCUGUUCUACGGCGCCCAGGUGUUCUAUUCCUUCUUCAUCAUGCUGCUGUUCAUGACGUACAAUGGCUGGGUGAUGAUCAGCGUGGCGGUCGGAGCGGUGCUGGGAUACCUCGUCUGGGGCGCCGAGGCGAGUGUCGAGAAGAGUGUUGCUUGCCAUUAG